Molecule: messenger RNA, 765 nt
Organism: Aspergillus alliaceus
Lineage: Eukaryota; Fungi; Ascomycota; Eurotiomycetes; Eurotiales; Aspergillaceae
Exons: 4
Coding region: 1-765 (254 amino acids)
Source: RefSeq, a predicted model, not a curated record
AUGAAGGACAUCAGUAUGGAAGCCGCGGGUAUCAUGUCCACAGCCAUCUCCGACCCUUUCCCACUUUUCACUGAAGAGGCAAUCAGGCAGAUGAGGGCUGAGGUAUUCAGCCGCAAAAUGCUGGAGAAGCAUCAGGUUGGUUUAGAUAUGGCAACUAAUAUGAUUCGAGGAUACUGCCCUGAAAACACUUCUUUCGUGUAUGAUGCUUGGGAUAGCCCCGUAGUUUUGGGAGUACUCUCCAAGGUAGCCGGAAUCCACCUGGUUCCUGCCAUGGAUGUAGACGUUGGACAUGUCAAUAUCCUGAAGCUCGCUUUUGACUGGUAUUCUGACAACUACACGUUUGUCUGUGUCACCAUGCUGCUAGGUUGUGCUGGGAUGGUCGGCAGCGAGACAGCUAUCCGCACAGGCACCGGUGAAGUUUUGAAAUUCCGUGGGCUCGCCAUGGGCACGGCUAUCAUCAUGCAGGGGCGGUAUAUCGAACAUCAAGCCCUCAAGGCCUUUGGCGGUCGAGAACGUACCAGCAUGGGCACAGUAUUGAGGCCAAAAUCGCCGUUUGUUUACGACGACGAAACUACCAUAAAACCUCUAUUACCCUCCACCCAUAAGAACACGCUCUACUAUCAGUACGCAGAGUAUCGGCUGGAGAACCUGGAGGAGCGAGUACGUCGCCAGUUGAAGGUGAUCCGGCAGCAGAAGAAGACACAUCGUGACUUUGAUAUUGCUGCGACACGGGAGUUUCUUCUAGAACGAAAGAGCGUAUAUUGA